AAAUCUAGCUCUGAAAUAUUUUAGAAACCUUUUUUUACAAGGCAAGGCGACUGAUAGCCAUUGCCCCCACCCACCGUUUCUUAAACAGAUUUUUAUCAUCGAGGUCUAAUCAUAGACAUAGAGGUGCUUCCGUGCUUAUCCCUGAUGCAGAGUGUCAAGAAUAUAGUCAAUCUUCUACUUCUUCCUCUCUGCAAUUCUUUAUAGUCUCCUAAUCUUACAUGCUAGACUUCCCUCAAUUGCCUAAUCUGAAGGAAGUGUUUUGAGGAAAGAUGUCUGGUUAUAUGGCUGCGUUAUAUGAAAACAAGAUGAUGUCAAGCGGCGAAAAUCUGCUGACUGCCAUAGUGCCUUUGAUGAAACUUCUCUCCCUUAUUGUUAUAGGAUUGGUUCUUGCACACCCAAAAGCCCAAAUGAUCCCAAGAGAAACAUUUAGGCUCCUAAGCAAACUAGUUUUUGCUCUGUUCUUGCCCUGCCUGAUUUUCACCGAGCUUGGUGAAAGCAUCACGCUUCAGAACAUUGCCCUUUGGUGGUUUAUCCCUGUCAAUGUGUUGGUUAGCACAGUCAUUGGUUGCUUUCUCGGGGUGGCAGUGGUGCUUAUAUGUCGUCCGCCUCCACAGUUUAACAGAUUCACCAUUAUCAUGACUGCCUUUGGCAAUACUGGAAAUCUCCCUCUCGCUAUUGUUGGAUCUGUCUGUCACACUAAAGAUAGCCCAUUUGGACCCCAUUGCCACUCGAAGGGAGUGGCAUAUGUCUCUUUUGCCCAAUGGGUUGCAGUGAUUCUUGUUUACACCCUAGUUUAUCACAUGAUGGAGCCUCCAAUGCAGUACUAUGAGAUUGUCGAGGAAGGAGCCGAGAUUGAGGAACAACCAGUUAGUAAUGUCAGUAGACCUCUCCUGGUAGAAGCUGAAUGGCCAGGCAUUGAGGAAAAAGAAACUGAACAUUCAAAGACGCCUUUUAUUGCUAGGAUCUUUCAUAGCAUCUCAAGUCUUUCACAAACUACUUUUCCGGACAUUGACCUGGGUGAACGCAGUUUGAGCAGUCCCAGGUCCAUUCAGUGUUUGGCUGAGCCGAGAGUUGUGAGAAGGAUCAGAAUUGUAGUUGAACAAACUCCCGUGCAGCACAUACUUCAACCUCCAACAAUUGCUUCUCUAUUUGCUAUCAUCAUUGGAAUGGUGCCUCAACUAAAAGCUUUUUUCUUUGGAUAUGAUGCUCCUCUAUCUUUUGUUACAGACAGCUUAGAAAUUUUAGCUGGAGCUAUGGUGCCUUCUGUGAUGCUAAUUCUUGGGGGUAUGCUUGCGGAGGGGCCAAAAGAUUCUACCCUUGGGCUUCGAACUACAAUUGGCAUAACAGUUGCAAGGCUUUUGGUGCUUCCUCUGUUGGGAAUUGGUGUGGUAGCAUUGGCUGAUAAACUGCAUCUUCUUGUCCAGGGUGAUGCAAUGUACAGAUUUGUGCUAUUAUUACAGUACACAACACCAAGUGCCAUUCUAUUGGGAGCAAUUGCCAGCCUGAGGGGUUAUGCAGUUAAGGAGGCCUCUGCUCUUCUCUUCUGGCAGCAUGUCUUCGCCCUGUUCUCCCUUUCAUUGUACAUCAUUAUCUACUUCAAAUUACUCACUUAUAUAUGAGUUUGUGGUAUCUUACAGCCUCGGAGUAUUGUAUUGUUUUCAUCCAAGUUCUGCAGAUUGCUGCUGUCCAUUUCAUUGGAGUGCUUUGCUUUUAAUAAGAUGGAAUUCUGUUCA
Molecule: messenger RNA, 1733 nt
Organism: Populus nigra (black poplar)
Lineage: Eukaryota; Viridiplantae; Streptophyta; Magnoliopsida; Malpighiales; Salicaceae
Product: protein PIN-LIKES 2
Exons: 2
Coding region: 270-1619 (449 amino acids)
Biological process (GO): endoplasmic reticulum to cytosol auxin transport
Cellular component (GO): membrane
Source: RefSeq, a predicted model, not a curated record